AUGAUGGUAGCCCAUAAACGCAGUCGGGAUGGUUGUUUUACAUGUCGCCGCAGAAAAAAGAAGUGUGAUGAGGCGCUGUACCCCAAGUGUCAUAAUUGUCAGGCCAACAAACUAGAUUGUUCUUGGCCAGAACAUGUGACGGAAAAACACAAAGACAAGGAAGAAGCAGUCAACACAUCAGCAACUCCAGAUAAAAAGCUUGAGACUGACAGAUUCGUUGAUACGGGUAUAAGCCUACUCUCCAGUGCUAUCACUAAGCCUCAUAGUCCGCGACAUCCGGCUCUGUCGCACCUGAAUUUGCACGAACAGUAUCAAGAAGCAGAAUCACAUAAGAGAAUUAACUACAUUCUUCAACGAAUCGCCAUGCAACAGGAUUGUGUGGAUGAGAAAACGGCUGGGCCAGAAGAUGUGGUACCUGUUUUUGAGUCUUCUACUAAAACAAAUGCUAUCCAUAAACGCAUAGCACAACAAAUGGAUAUUGGAGAUCACUACCUAGGACAAAGUCGACUGCUAUCUAAAUAG
This is a messenger RNA of Clavispora lusitaniae ATCC 42720, 522 nucleotides long. It is a transcript of the gene ZCF4, whose product is annotated as Zcf4p. Gene Ontology annotation, cellular component: nucleus. Gene Ontology annotation, biological process: positive regulation of transcription by RNA polymerase II. NCBI's taxonomy places the organism in Eukaryota, Fungi, Ascomycota, Pichiomycetes, Serinales, Metschnikowiaceae. Gene Ontology annotation, molecular function: zinc ion binding; transcription cis-regulatory region binding; DNA-binding transcription factor activity, RNA polymerase II-specific. The record is from RefSeq and is a predicted model, not a curated record.